AAUCUAUGUAUGAAAAAUUUGUUUUUAUAUGGAACUAUUUAAAACUUGUUAGAAAGAAUUUAAUCCUCAACUUAUAUUAAAUAUGGCUACCACGUAUAAAAGUAAAGAGUUGCUCAUGACACUGUAACUGUUAUAAAUUAAUAUGUUUUAAGCACUAAAUUAAUUUCUAAAAUGGUUACUUUUGCUUAAUUUUACUGCACAAACGGACAGUUGGUAUUUCUUACAUAAGUAUUAAAAGACACUAGAAAUAGCACUUAUUAGGUUAGGGGAUUCCAACAAUAUUGUAUUAUCACUAGUAUACUAUCUGAUCUGGUAUGAUUCAUUAUAUAUGAUUAAGAUAUAGAAUUCUGCUAUAAAAGAAAAUAGUUACUUCCUUUGCAGUUAUCAAAUGUGCAGUAUUAGAAUAUGACAUAAAAUACUGAUAUAAAAUUUUAAUAAGUACAUAUAUAGUAUUUUAAAUGGCUUUAUUAAGAAAUAACAUUGAGAUUUCUGGGAUUAGAGAAGAAAUGGUUAAAUUUAUACAAGGUAUAUAAAAUAUUCGUCUUACAUUUUUAAAAUGUUUAUCUGAUGAAAUAAUUCAUACAUAUAUAACAUCAUAUCUAAUCAUAUUAAUUAGCCAUUUUUUGGAACUGACUUUAUGGAAUGAGUGCCUAGUGUUGAGUACGUAUGUAGAAUAAACAAAUAAUUUGGAUAUUCAUAUUUUAUUCACACACAAUAAGGAAGAAAGAUAUUCGAUAUUUCUUAGAAAUAUACCUCUCGCAAUAACUGAUCAGAUAAGGUUAUAUUAUGGUUAUCUCUUUCUCUAUAGUAUUAUUCUAUCCUUUUUUGUUUACAUCAUCUAGUGGGUAUCUCGCGCAUUCAUCAGCUACAUCUGUCGUUAGUGUUCUUUAUAACUUUUCUUUUUCAUAAUUCUAACAAGUAUAAUUUAUGAAGUUGUGCAAAAAAUCUUAAAUGUAAUAUAAAAUCUAAGAUUAAUAAUUAUAUAUAGUUCGUAUAUUACAUUAUUACAACAUAUAUUACUAAUGAAUAUAAUAAAUAUAUGUCUUUUAAGAUUUUUAGAACAUUCCAUAAUUAUUAUAGAUAAAAGAUAUAAAACUCUCAUAAAUAAUGGUUCCUGUAUACUAUACAUUUCAUUACAAUAAUAAUAAAGAAGUACUGUAUAAAUGUGAAUUACAUGCAACAAAGUUUAAAAAAAAACAAUCAAAUCUAAACACUAGGAAAUGCAAAAUUUGUACUUCAAUAUCAUGUAACAAGAAUUGCUCAAAAGUGGUACAACAAGAACUGUUAAGCAAGGGAGUUGUGAUAAUGGAAUCUGGUAGUUUCGUAUGUAUAAUAUGUAAUCGUAAAAUUGAAUCAAUUCAUAAUAUUGUUUUACAUGUCAAAGGAAUAACUCAUAAGAAUAAAUUAAAAAGUCAAAAUAUUGAUCAAUCAAGUGCUAGUAAUGUUAUUGCGUUAACAACAAAAAUGACUAAACUAGCUAUUAGUAAUAGCGAUCACUCUAAUUUAAAAAGUUUUGAUAAUAAUCCUAUUAUAACAGAUACAGUGAGAGCACAAAUCACACAUAUUUUAUGUAAAUCACCAUUUGAAAAACAGGAAUCAAAAAAAUGCAAAUCAGAAAAGCAAUCUGUAAUAGAACAUCUGAAUAAAAUGUACAUUAAAAGAUAUUUAGAAAUUGAAGAAAAAAUGUAUAACAUUCAACAAAAAUUAGAAAGUAUUAAAAUAAAUUUGGAAUUAAUUAUGCCAUAUGAUGGAACAUAUUUCUAUUGUUUAGCAUGCAAUGAAAAAGUUUCAAAAGAAUUAUAUUUGGUAUAUGAACAUAUAUGUCUCGAAAAACAUAGGAAGCAAGUUGAUCAAGUUAAAAAAGAUAUAAACUUGUAUGUACUAUCAAGGCAAUACAUAAGGAAACUAUCAAACUCUUCAUUAAAGUGUUAUGUUUGUGAUAAUCCUGUAAAUAGUGAUAUGGCCAGUAUUAAUUUACAUAUACAAAGCAGUAUACAUAAAAAUAAGUAUGAAGAAUCAGCCAAAGUUAUAGAUGCCAUUUUUGAUUCUAUAUCACAAGAUAUUAAGAAUUUGUGGUAUAAUAUCCAGAGAUUUUGUUGUGUUUUAUGUCGAACAAAUUUUGAGUUUAAAUUAGAAUUUAUAAUACAUAUUAAUAUAAAACACAGUCAAAUUUUGAGCGAUCAAAUAUUUGACUUUUGUAUUCCAUGUACUACAUUAUGGUUAAGUCAGAGAGACUCUUAUACAGAACACUGUAAUGAUAUAUUGCAUAAAUAUUUAUUAAGAAGUCAAGAUUUUAUGAUUGAGGAUUUUCCUGAUGAUAUGAAAGGAAUGUUAACACAAAUUGAUGAGGUUUCUGAUAUUUUAUUUCAACAAACACAAGUUUUAUUGGAUGACAAUAUAUCACAGGAAAUGAAACAAUCUUUAGAAAAUAGCGUGAAAUUAUAUUUCCCAACUGUUAAAGGGUUUGUGUUUGGUUCAAGAGUUACUGGACUUGGAUUUCCAAAUAGUGACAUAGAAAUAUAUCUUGAUUGCGAAAAUACAUAUGGUCAGGACACUUCACAUGACAAUCAGGACAACACUUUAGCACAAACGCAUUUUAUGUUAAUUAAACAAGUUUUACAAGAACAAAAGGGAGAAUGGGAAAUAAAAAAAGUAGUGGAAAAAGCAAAAGUUCCUAUAAUACAAUUAAUAUAUAAACAAAAUGGUUUACAUUGUGAUGUAUCUACCACAAAUGGUCUUUCUGUUGAGAAAUCUAAACUAAUAAGGUCUUUCAAUGAUGCAUAUUUACCCUGUAGAAAACUAAUAUUGGUUAUAAAAAAAUGGUUAUCCUAUAUUAACUUACCUGAAAGACAUGGCUUAACGAAUUAUGCUCUUGCUUUGCUUGUUAUAUUCUACUUACAAAGAAAAUCUUAUUUAGAAAGUGUUGCAGAAUUAAUACAAGAAAAAAAUGAAUCUCAACUCAUAUGUGGAUGGGAAACUGGUGUUGCACAACCAAAAAAUAAUAAUAAAUCUGAACAGUCAAUUUCAAAAUUGUUAAUGGGUUUUUUUCAAUUUUAUACAAAUUUUGAUUAUCAGCAUUACAUUAUUUGUCCACUUAUGGGUCAACCUAUAGCUAAACAAGCUUUUGUAGAGUCAAACAUGCUGCCUAAAGAAAUGAAACCUUACACCAAACAUCUGAGAACCUCAAAAGAACCUGAAUAUUUUCGUAUUGAUUCUCCACUGUGUGUACAAGAUCCUUUUGAAUUAUCUUAUAAUUUAACAAGGGGCGUGACGAGUAUUACCUUAAGGUAUUUCAAGCAAUAUUGUCAAGAAAGUUUAUGUAUAUUACAUUCUUCGACAAAGUAAUUUUAUCUACAUCAACUACUAUUAAUUUUACAAUUGACAUAACUUUUAUACUACCUCUAUCGACGAAUAGAAAUAGUCGAUAAAACAAUAUUCAGAAAAUUUAAUAUAAGACGUUAAUAUAUUUUUUUAUAAUUUUAUUAAUAUAUAGUAUAUUUUUGUAUGUAAUGCUAUAAUUAGUAUAUAUUUCAUAUAAUGAUUAUAUAUAUAUAUAUAUAUAUAUAUUUUAUUUCAUUAACAUUUUUAAAGUGCUAUAACUAUUAACAAUCUUUCAAGGGACCUAACAUUUUGAUACUUUUUUUGAUUAUGUCAUAUUGUGCUAUCAAUUGUUAUUUUUCUUAUGACAUUGUAUGCUCAAAAAUAUAUAAGAAAAUAAUUUUUACUUUUAUUAUGUAAAGAUAAUCAAUUUCGAGUGUUGAUUUAAUUUUAGGAGAUAAUACUUAUUUUAUAUUUUUCAUCAACCAUGUUUAUUAUAUACGAUUUUUAGAAUGUAAAAAUCAAACUAUUAUUAUCAAAAUAAUUAUGUAUUUUGGAUUAUUAAAAUUGUUCUACAAAAUA
This is a messenger RNA of Bombus pascuorum, 3900 nucleotides long. RefSeq lists its product as uncharacterized. Bases 1108 to 3345 code for a protein of 745 amino acids. Gene Ontology annotation, molecular function: poly(A) RNA polymerase activity. The record is from RefSeq and is a predicted model, not a curated record. The transcript is spliced from 5 exons. Gene Ontology annotation, biological process: mitochondrial mRNA polyadenylation; mRNA 3'-end processing. NCBI's taxonomy places the organism in Eukaryota, Metazoa, Arthropoda, Insecta, Hymenoptera, Apidae.